This is a messenger RNA of Thlaspi arvense, 549 nucleotides long. NCBI's taxonomy places the organism in Eukaryota, Viridiplantae, Streptophyta, Magnoliopsida, Brassicales, Brassicaceae. The record is from the annotation of a GenBank genome assembly.
AGCUGGUUGAGAAAAUCACUAAUGGCUUCGAAGCUUGUAGUCAUUAUUGUGUUCAUACUCGAUCUCAUCGCCGUUGGCUUAGCCAUUGCCGCCGAGCAGAGAAGAAGUGUCGGCAAGGCUAUAACGGACAAGGAGAAGACAUAUGAGUACUGUGUGUACGGCACAGACAUUGCUACGAGCUAUGGAGCUGGUGCAUUCGUUCUCCUCUUCAUAAGCCAAGUUCUUAUUAUGGUGGCUAGCCGUUGCUUCUGCUGUGGAAAGUCCCUAAACCCGGGCGGUUCAAGAGCUUGUGCCAUUCUUCUCUUCUUCAUUUGCUGGGCAUUCUUUCUGAUCGCUGAAAUAUGUUUGCUCGCGGCAUCGAUCAGAAACGCUUACCACACAAAAUACAGAAAGAUGUGGAACAUUGAGAAACCUCCGAGCUGUGAGGUUAUAAGGAAAGGAGUGUUUGCAGCUGGUGCUGCAUUCACUCUCUUCACCGCUAUUGUCUCACAGUUCUACUACGUUUGCUACUCUCGUGCUCGUGUUGCUCACCAGAAUCCUUCCUACUAA